This is a messenger RNA of Porites lobata, 605 nucleotides long. The record is from the annotation of a GenBank genome assembly. NCBI's taxonomy places the organism in Eukaryota, Metazoa, Cnidaria, Anthozoa, Scleractinia, Poritidae.
AUGUGUUUUCCUUUGUUACCCUUUGUUACACUGUGUUACCUUUUGUUACCCUGUACUACCCUUUGUUACCCUGUGUUACCCUUUGUUACACUGUGUUGCCCUUUGUUACCUUGUGUUGUUCUGUGUUACCCUUUCUUACCCUGUGUUACCCUUUGUUAUCCCUUGUUUCCCUGUGUUACCCCAUGUUCCCCUCUUUUAGCCUGUGUAACCCGUUGGUCCCUUUUGUUACUAUUUGUUACCCUUUGUUACCCUGUGUUAACCUGUGUUCCCCUGUGUUCCCCUGUGUUACCCGUUGUUCCCUUUUGUUACCCUUUGUUACCCUGUGUUACCCUUUGUACCUGGUGUUACCCUUCCUCAACCUCUGUUACCCUUUGUUACCCUUUGUUAUGGUGUGUUACCCUUUGUUACCCUGUGCUCCCCUGUUUUUCCCUAUAUUACCCUUUGCUACCCUGUGUUACCCCGUUUUAGCCUUUGUUACCAUGUAUUUCCCCGUGUUACCUGUGUUCCCUUGUUACCCCGUGUUAUCCUUUGUUACCCUGUUUUACCCUGUGUUAGUUUGUGUUACCCUGUGUUACCCUGUGUUACUCUGUGUUACCCUUUGUUAC